This is a messenger RNA of Myxozyma melibiosi, 622 nucleotides long. RefSeq names its product RNA polymerase II. The record is from RefSeq and is a predicted model, not a curated record. Gene Ontology annotation, biological process: transcription initiation at RNA polymerase III promoter. Bases 114 to 536 code for a protein of 140 amino acids. Lineage: Eukaryota; Fungi; Ascomycota; Lipomycetes; Lipomycetales; Lipomycetaceae. Gene Ontology annotation, cellular component: RNA polymerase III complex. The transcript has 3 exons. Gene Ontology annotation, molecular function: nucleotide binding.
UUGUUUCGUUCGCGCUUUUUUAGUUUUUUGUUCGCAACGCGAAACUUUUGGGUGCCAGCGAAAAUAAAAAUUUAAAUCGAUUAAAACCAUUUUAAUCAUCAUCACAAACAACGAUGAAGGCCGAAGUAGCAAGAGACAAACUCCUCUCGAACUUCGAGGUCCUGCAACACAUCAACGACAUCAAGCGUCGGCAGAAACAGUCCUCUGCUUCCCGGCACCGCUCAGCUCUCAAGACCGAGAACCUCGAGACAAUCCUCCUCGAACUACAUACCUAUCUCGGCGAAAAAGCGCACUCCGCAGCAGCAAAGCAGAACCCGGCAGAUAUCAAGACCUUCAUGCAAGAGAUCUCAGUCUACGACCUCGAAAAGGCAGAGAAACUGCAGAUUAUCAACAUCGCUCCUACAUCUCUUGUAACUCUCUACUGUCUGAUUGAAGAGUAUGAGCAGCGGUUUACGGAGGAGCAGGGAAAUCACAUGCUCGAACUGAUCCAAAAGUACCUGCAUCCAGCACCACCUCCACCUACUGCGGGCGCUUGAUCUGUAAAGACAAUCUCUCAGACGAUGUACAACAUUCUCUCUUAGUUUACGUUGGGGUUCAUUUAAUGGCGUUCAGGGUUUUUUGA